Molecule: messenger RNA, 3643 nt
Organism: Linum trigynum
Lineage: Eukaryota; Viridiplantae; Streptophyta; Magnoliopsida; Malpighiales; Linaceae
Source: the annotation of a GenBank genome assembly
CUCUAGUUGUUGCAUGCGAUGGGUCGUUCUGAGGACACCAUCCAGCUGGGCUCUGUGCUUGCCCGGACGUUCACUAAGGCCGCCAUCAGCACGACUCGCAGCCUCGUUUGUGGCCCGGUGAUCACCACCUUGGCCCGCAACUACGGGGUGGACUACACAGGGAUGACAUUGGUCCGCGGACCAACCCCACUCGGCGAGCCUACUCUCUGCCACCAGCACUUGGUUGCUCGCCUCGGGCGUGUGCGCUGGAUCGCGGGCCUUCCUCAACCACCUAUACCUGCAGAGGGCGACCAGGCCGAGUCGAGCGCCGCUGGUGGGCGCCGCGUUCCCCGUCGUGCCCAGGCUCCCGCGAGCCCCUCUCCUGCUCCCCGGUCUCCUUCUCCAGGGUCACCUCCUCCAGUGGUGGUGCCCAUCUCCGACCAGUUGGCGGCGAUCUCGCAGCAGAAUGAGCGCAUCCUGGCCGGCCAGGAGCGCAUCCACACCCGCCUUGACCGCGAGCGGGACCGAGGGCGUCGUCUCAUGUCGGGGCAGCACUACAUCAUGUCCUACUUGGGAUUGGAGCCAAACGCGGUCCACUACCCGUUCGUGCAGUCCCCAGGGUUCGAGGAUGAGUACCCUCCACCCACCAGCGAUGGUGGUGAUGCCUUCUAGAGCGGGUUUUGUGCUUUAUUUGUUUUCCAGACUGAGACUCCGUGUUUUGUGGUUUCGUUUUGUUUUGUUUUGUUUUAUCUUGGAUUGUAGACUUGGUACUCUGAUUCCUAUCACCCAGUGUGUGUGUUUUUGUUGUCUCUAGCUCUGUGCCUCCUUCUUUUGACUGGUCCGCCAUCCAGUCAACGUUCCUGACCACUGUUUCACGGUAACAUCGUUCCCCUUCCCUCUGCUCCAUUGAGGACAUUGUCACGUUUAAGUGUGGGGGGGUUCUUUGUAUGAACUGGAACGUAUGUAUGUGUGCUUGGAGCCUAGUCCACUGUCCAAAUCUCGAGAUUUGAGGGCUCCAAGCACGGCUGUUUGCUUGAUAAUUGAUCGUAUUGGCACUGUGGAUGUGAUUAGUGAAUUGAAUGGCUUUUGCCUUUAUACAUGACAACUUGAGUGUGACUUAGACAACUUAUUGUGAUGAUUGAGAUGUGCAGUAGAAUUGUGUAGGGGUUCAGUUUUUCAAUUGUCUGCUCACCAAAUGUGACUUGGUUCGAUCACUUGCUUUUGACAGUCAUUUAUGCAUCUAGUUCAGGGAAUCAGAACGAGAGAUAGAGCAUAUAGGUAGCCAUGUGAGAUUUGAGCCUGCUCGUUUCUUUCUUGUGCGAUAGUUUCCUCUUCCAUGAUGUGCAGCAUUCACGUUGUCAUUAGCUAAGAUGAUGGAGGCAUAGGAUUAGCCCACGACCAAAUUGACUGUCCUGGUGUGUCAUACCCCUAGUCAGCCCCUUUGAGCCGUGUGUUUUCUUUCUUUCGGUCUUCAAUGAAAAGUCACCCUUUUGCAUCUUUUAGAAGGUUCCACAGAGUGAUUUUUACAUGUUCUCUGCUGUUUCUGCUAAAUGUAAUGUGAGGGUUGGAGGUAGUGCUUAAAAGUUGGGCAGGUGUUUGAAAUUGUGCAGAGGCGGUGGUUCUCUUAAGAAAUGAAAAAUAAUGAAAGAAAAACAAAGAAAAAAAUGAAAGCAAAAGAGAGCCACCACAAAAAAUUUGAAUAAUGCCCAUGUAGUAGUGUUUCUUAGCAGUCUGGCUUAGAAAUACUAGCAUUUAUGUAACCUCCUUCGCUCUUGUGCUUUGAACUUGAGUAAUGCAGAAUAGCAGAAAGAAAGUUAUUGGUUUGAUUGAUUGUGAGUCUGUUGGGUUUGAAAAUGUGGAACCUUGUGCUGUAUGAAUACUUCCACCACCUAAAAGGCCUUUUCCCCAUGUCCGAGACCCUAGCCAGUCAUUUGAACCUGUGUCUAAGACCUCCGGAUUAGUUAGUGAUGACAACCCAUAUGUGAACUCUAGCACUUAGAGGCUGCAUUCAUGAUGAAGAGAUGUUAGGGAUUGAGAGAUUAAGCAUGCGCAUUUUUCGCAUCAUAUUGUCCUGACCCCACUAGUCGAGAGUGAGCGAUUCAUUUUCUCUUUUUCUCUAUACUCUUUAUCCCGGUGAGGACCUAGAUUGCUCGGUCUUAAUUCUGAUAUAUUGAACUUUGUGCAUGAUGUGACUGUUUUGAACAAGUGGUUGAGUCAAGUCUAUGUUGGUUGGUGAACAGAAGGGAGACUCUUCCUUUGCUCGAUUUUACUGCAUUCGAAUGUCAUCUGUGGUGGUUGUCUGGGUUGUCAUUGAAGUUGUCCAUGUGUUACUGAUCGAAAGCCAGUAUGAUCCACGUGUUUUGUGCCGAUAUGUCAUGCCUUGUUGUUUUGAGCUUACCUUGUGUCUGACUUGGUUUGCUUGGGGACAAGCAAACGGUUAAGUGUGGGGGGAUUUGAUAACGAUGUAAUUGCACGUAUUUGCACCCAUAAUUCUUAUCCGUUUGAGAGGCAUAGUCGUGUAUUUUGGCCUAUUUUACGCCGGGCUGUGCUAUUUUGUCAUAUUUUAGGUCCCAUGCGUCAAAAGGAAAGGCUAAGCACGAGUUUCGGGGCAUUCGGAAGUCAUUUCGUCGAGCUGGAGCCAAAACACGGGCAGACCUAAAACAGAACACGGCCGUGUUCUGUGGCCGUGCUUUUACUGCCGAGAGCAAAUUCAAGUUUGGCAAACAUUGGCUAAAAACACAGGCAGGGCUUAGCCAAAGCACGGCCGUGGCCACCAAAGCACGGCCGUGUCCAUCAUCAAACACGCCCGUGUUUCGCCCAAUGCACUGGCCGUGUAAUGAACCCUAGCGAAAACACGGGUUGGCUGAGGCAUUACACGGCCGUGCCCUCGACCGUGCUUUGGCCACUGAUGCCCUUUUAAGCAGAUUUUCAGCCAAAGAGAAGGGGAUUCGAGUUUUGAGAGAGAUAGAGCGAUUCCUAGAGAGAGAAAGUGACGAACAAGAUUCUCCAAGUGCCCUAGAUUGAUCUUCAACACCAUUGGAGGCCAGUUUGAGCUUGGAGAAGUGCCGAUCAACACCCAGGAGCAGGAAUCCAUCCUUCACAGUAUGAAUUUCGCGUCUGAUUCUGCUUUUGCUUCUUUCUCCAUGGAGUAGUUCUCCCAUUCAUCUGGGUAUGGAGAACCCUAGAUUUGUAUGUUAGGCUUUGAUUGUAUGAACCCAUGUACUGAUUCUAUGAUUUGAUUAUAUUCGAUUGAGGUUUGAAUGAUUGAAUGACAUGAAUCCUGAUCAAAUUCCUGUUGUUUAUGCUUUAACCUAGAAUGAGAAUAUCUGCCUAGGUUGAUAGAGCAUCCUUGAUUGAAGGUAGGGAGUUGGUGACUUUAGUCGAGGAGCCAACUCACUAUUCUGUACCGGAUUUACUCCGGUAGUGGAGGUUUUGUUUGUUAAGGCCUCAAUCUGUUUACUCCGGUGGAGGUUAGUCGCCCGCUAGAGACUCAGAUUGAGAGGGUUUGAAGACCUUUAGUCGAGACUUCAGGCUGUUUAAGAACCUUCCGCAGUAUAACUAUCAUAGAAACUGAACUUGGUAAUUACAAUCCGGCUUAACUGCAGUCUAGGGGGAACCAUAUCCGGGUGACCUCUCUUAACCUGAAUACAACCGUUUACUUGCU